AUGACCUCCAAACAAACUAAGAAGAAAGAGGUACAUCGUAUCAACUCGGCGCACAGCUCGGAUAAAUCUAAAGAUCAGUACCCUUUAGGUAGUAAUACACAAACGAGUGCUGUUGAACAGAAGAAGAGGAAAUUCCCAAUCUGGCCAGAAUGGAGCGAAGCUGACAUAAAUGCUGAAAAGUGGGACGCAGGCAAAGGUGGAAAGGAAAAGGACAAAAUAGGAAAAAGCCCUACGUUUCAUUUUUUUGAAGACCCUGAAGGCAAGAUUGAGUUACCACCAUCACUGAAAAUUUAUUCCUGGAAACGUCCACAGGAUUUUUUAGUUAAUCGGACUCCAGUCGUCGUGAAGAAUGAAAUCUUGUUUGACUUGUUUUCAGCAAAUGAACAUUUACUCUGCAGCGAGCUGAUGAGAUGGAUCAUCAGUGAAAUCUAUGCCGUGUGGAAGAUAUUCAAUGGGGAUGUUUUGAGCAACUAUUUUAAAGGAAAUACAGGGGAACUUCCUCUCCUUGUCUGGAAGCCCUGGGAACACAUAUAUUCUCUGUGCAAGGCUGUGAAGGGUCACAUGCCUUUGUUCAAUGGCUAUGGAAAGUAUGUUGUGAAACUUUACUGGAUGGGUUGUUGGAGGAAGAUAACCAUUGAUGACUUUCUGCCUUUUGACGAAGAUAACAAGCUAUUGCUUCCAGCUACAACUUGUGAAUUUGAACUCUGGCCAAUGCUUCUGUCUAAAGCCAUCAUUAAGCUGGCAAAUGUCGACAUCCAUAUAGCAGAGAGGAGAGAGCUGGGAGAAUUCACAGUUAUUCACGCUCUUACAGGAUGGUUACCAGAAGUCAUUUCUCUCCGCCCAGGAUAUAAGGAUGAACUUUGGGAGCUAUUGAAAGAAAUAUUGCCAGAAUUUAAGCUGUCGGAUGAGUCCAUCUCUGAGAGCAAAAUAACAGAGGUAGAUACCAAAUUAAAAGAACCAGGGAAAGAAGUGAAAGAUGGAAAAGAAGUUAAAGAUGGCAAAGAAGUGAAAGAUGGCAAAGAAGUGAAAGAUGGCAAAGAAUACAGACGGGAAGGUUCCAUUGUAACACUGAAAUCACUUGAUAAAAGUGAAAAACUUCCAAAAGAGAAAGCAGAUGCAAAAGACAUCGGGAAGAAGAGGAGUAAAGAUGGAGAAAAGGAAAAGGAAAAAUUCAAAUGGUCAUUUCAUGGUUCAAGACCCUCCUCAGAUGUCCAAUACUCUCAGCAGUCUCUGUCAGACUUUUCCUCAGUAAUACAGCCCCUUCACAUGGUUGUAUAUGCUACAUUUACACCUCUCUAUCUGUUUGAAAAGAAGAUCUUUUCAUUAGAGAAGAUGACCACUUCCGCUGAGAAGCUAAGAGAAUACGGCCUGUCCCACAUCUGCAGCCAUCCGGUGCUGGUGACCAGAACCAGGUCCUGCCCUCUUAUAGCGCCCCCGAAACCACCCCCCGUGCCGCCAUGGAAACUCAUUCGUCAGAAAAGGGAAACUGUUAUAACAGAUGAACCUCAAGAAUUAACAAUAAAGAAACCUGAACAAUUUCUUGAGAUAUCAAGCCCGUUUUUGAAUUAUAGGAUGACUCCAUUUACAAUUCCAACUGAAACCCAUUAUGUAAAAUCUUUUAUUAAGAAAGGGAUGCCUCCAGGAUCUGGUUUAUCUUCCCUUACGGAAAAUGAUGAAACUGAAAACAUUAGCCAGACAGAUUUAAGUCAAGUCACAGGAACUACAUCUCAGGGCAAUAUUGCUUCACAAGUUACACAUGGAAAAGGUAAAGAUGAACUAAUUGAUGUUGGCUUGGCUGACUCAGGUCAGCCAAUUGAGGGACAAGGUUUGGAAAAAGAUUUGGUCAGCCUGACAGCAGCAACACUGGACAAAUCACAGGAGGAACUUACAACAAUAAAUAAUAGUGUUUCUAAAGAAAUAUGGUUGGAUUUUGAAGACUUCUGUGUAUGCUUUCAGAAUAUAUAUGUUUUCCACAAGCCAAAUUUAUAUUGCUUUAACUUUCAAAAAACAGAAUUGAAGUUCUCAGAUGAGCGUGUGUCCUACUAUCUGUUUGUGGAUAGUCUCAAACCUAUUGAACUGCUGGUUUGCUUUUCUGCGUUGGUGCGCUGGGGAGAAUCUGGAGCCUUAACAAAAAACAGCCCCCCCAUAGAGCCUGGACUACUUACAGUUGAAACGUUUUCUUGGAAGUCUCUGAAGCCACGUGAUCUUGUUCUGAAGAUUCGCACCUAUGCUACCAAGGGGACUAUGGUUCACCUGCCUGUUGGGAGACACCUGCUGCUACUCACUGCAUACUCCCCAGUGGCGCACUCCUUGCACGUGUGCAGCAUGGUGAAUUUCGUCGUCGGGGAUGAAGAUACCGUGCUGCCCAACUUCGAGCCGGAGAGCUACCGAUUCACGGAGCAGGCGCUAAUAAUUUUGAAGGCUGUUGGAAAUGUGAUUGUUAAUUUCAAAGAUAAGCAUAAACUUUCCGCAGCUCUGAAGGACCUGCAGACAGCUCUCUACCCUGUGCCCUUGCACAACAAGGAGCUCACCAUGCAGCACUUCAGGGUUUUUAGUACUUCCUUGUGGCGUUUAAUCAAAAAAGCUCAGCUAACAAAACCUCCUUCAAACUUUAAAUUUGCAUUCCGUGCUAUGGUUUUGGACAUGGAUCCACUUGAUUCCUCCUCAGAAGAUGCUCCUUCGGCAGAAUGGGUAGAUGUUAAAUAUUGUGUGCCAGUAAGCGAUGAAGAAGAACUAACCGCAGCAGCAAUUAAAAUCCAAGCCAUGUGGAGAGGGGCUUACAUCAGACUGCUUAUGAAAGCUAGAACACCAGACACAAAGGAAAAUAUCAGUGUUGCAGAUACUCUUCAAAAAGUUUGGACUGUAUUAGAAAUUAAUAUAGAACAGUAUGCAGUUUCUCUAUUAAGACUGAUGUUUAAAAGCAAGUGCAAGUCUAUUGAAUCUUAUCCAUGCUAUCAAGAUGAAGAAACUAAGAUUGCUUUUGCUGACUAUACUGUAACUUAUGCAGACCAGCCACCCAAUAGUUGGUUCAUAGUCUUCAGAGAAACAUUUUUGGUUCAUCAAGAUAUGAUUUUGGUUCCCAAAGUAUAUACUACACUCCCGAUCUGUAUCCUCCAUGUUGUUAAUAAUGACACAAUGGAACAAGUGCCAAAGGUGUUCCAAAAAGUGGUGCCUUAUCUUUAUACCAAGAAUAAGAAAGGAUACACAUUUGUGGCUGAAGCAUAUACUGCUGACUCAUACGUACCAUCCUCACGAUGGAAACUGCGUCUCAUUGGUUCUUAUAAUCCACUCCCAAGCCUCUCCCGAGAUUUCCCAUGCAACACCUUUGCCAUAAAAGAAAUCAGAGAUUACUAUAUACCCAAUGACAAGAAAAUUUUAUUCAGGUAUUCAGUCAAAGUUGCAUUCCAGCAUCCUGUUACAAUUCAAGUGCGCACAUCUAAGCCAGAUGCAUUCGUCAAGCUACAGAUCCUAGAAAAUGAAGAAGUUGCCGUCAGCGCCACUGGGAAAGGCCAAGCUAUAAUCCCAGCAUUUUACUUCUUGGGGAAUGGAAAAGCGCUGAGCUCCCAGUCCAGCAAGCAAAUUCUUUUAGUUCAUACUUCAUCCAAAAAAGAGCAAGAAUCGUCUGCCAAGAAGAAAUCUGUCCAGGGAAGUCAGAAAUCCACUAAGGGCAGACCUGGAAGUGCAUUAGUAGACAGUGGUCAGAUGAUUUUGGAAGAGGAAACUGCCAGUACACCCACGAUAGAAGAAAAUGCUAGCACACCUCAGCAGGUUUACAAGUAUAUUAUACAAUGUUUGAUAUUGUAUAACAGCUGGCCUCUCACAGAAAGUCAACAGAUAUUUGUUCAAGCACUAAAAGACAUGGAGAAAAAUGAUAACAGAACUCAUGGAGAGAAACAUGAGGAAUCAAUUCCCUUGGGAAGCCCAGAUUCCCAUGCUGUUAGCGAGGGGCCAAAAUCCUCAGGAACAUCCAAAACAACGAGGAAAGGCAAAGAGAAGCCUUCUGAGAGAGAAAAGACAGCCAAAGAGAAACAAGCACCUCGCGUUGAGCCUCAGAUAACCACUGCUCACUCCCAACAAGAAGACCCAAAUAAACCCUACUGGAUUUUGAGGUUGGUCACUGAAUACAAUGAAGCAGAGUUUCUUGAAGUAAAAAAAGAUACGGAACGAGCAGAUGAGAUCCGAGCCAUGAAGCAAGCCUGGGAGAUGGCCGAGCCCGGAAGAGCAAUCAAAGCUUCUCAGGCCCGUCUGCGUUACCUCAGCCGGUUCAUUAAGAAAACCCCCGAUGCGCACAGCGUGCCGUUGCCGGUGUCAGAAAGCCAAAUGAGAGCAGAGGAAGAAGUAGAAUCAUCUGCAAGUUCCACGAAAGUGCCAGAAACAAAGAGUUCUGGGAGUUUAGACCACAAAGAGAUAACACAAUCAGGAAGUGUGCUGUGGAAGAAGUGGCAAGUGACCAAGGGCUUUAAGGAUCUGGCCAAAUCAAUAAGCAAUGAGAGCGGGGAAUCCCCGGGCAAACAGGAAAGAGAGGGAAGGAGGAACAAUGCACCCUGUCCAGCUCAUUCACGAUCCCCAACAAUUUUGGAAACAUCUCCACGACUUAUCCGAAAAGCACUAGAAUGUGUAGAUUUAACUCAAUAUAUACGGAAAACAAAGACUGAGCCUCUGCUUCAAACAGAUGAUCUGAAUCAGCAUCUGGCAAUGCAAAAGGCAGAGGAGGUCCAUCAGUUUCGACAGUAUAGGACCAGAGUCCUUAGCAUUCGAGACAUUGACCAAGAAGAACGAGUUAAAGUACAGGAUAAAGUCCUGGAGAUGUAUGCGGAAAUGCGGGACUCUUUAGAUGAAGCUCGUCAAAAGAUAUUCAGCAUCCGGGAAGAAUAUAGAAACAAGUUGCUGGAAGCCGAACGCCUAAGGUUGGAGGCUCUGGUUGCAGAGCAAGAAGCUACCUGGGCAGAGCCAGAAAAGAAGACCACAGCCCCUGACAAAAACAAGAAGAAGAAAGAAAAGAAAAAGUAACCAGGAGAUGCCCAAUACUAAUUUUCUUCUUCUGAAGAAAAACCUAUUUUUGAUUAUCUAUAACUUUACCUGUUGAUUUAAAAAAGUAAGAAGUU
Molecule: messenger RNA, 5105 nt
Organism: Pteronotus mesoamericanus
Lineage: Eukaryota; Metazoa; Chordata; Mammalia; Chiroptera; Mormoopidae
Gene: ADGB
Product: androglobin
Exons: 37
Coding region: 1-5010 (1669 amino acids)
Biological process (GO): proteolysis
Molecular function (GO): calcium-dependent cysteine-type endopeptidase activity; protein binding
Source: RefSeq, a predicted model, not a curated record